AUGGGACGGAAUAUCAGGAAAGUGAGGCAAGACCACCCAGAAGUGAUUACAAAGUCCACUGAUGAUGACACGACAGUGAUGUUCAUGGGAGAACCAGAAAAAAUAAGGGCAGCUAGGGCAGACUUCUGUGGCCUACUGGCCAUCCCCGUCGCUACAAGUGCGAGAGAAAGAGUCACCAACCUGACAGGGACUGCUACCAAAAACACAAAAUCAGGGCAAGUAACUACCGAAAAGAACAAUGAUGUCAUAUGCCCUAUUUGCCUGUCGGUGCCAACAAAUCCGCGCUCUCCUCCCUGCAAAGCCCGAGGCUGUAAGGCCGUGUUCUGCAAGAAGUGUCUGGACAAGGCCAUGAAGACAACACCAUUCUGUCCAGUCUGCAGCACUGUUGUGGGGAAACUGAUGGGAAACCAGCCUGAAGGAAGCAUGAAGGUUUCCUACUACAGACAAAGGAAUCUUGCUGGCUAUAAACGAACCGGAACCAUCAUCAUCGACUAUGCUUUUAGAGAUGGAAUACAAGGGUCAGAGCACCCCAACCCGGGUAAGCCUUACACAGGAACAACUCGCAAAGCAUAUCUCCCUUAUAAUGCUGAUGGAAUAAAAGUGCUUCGUCUUCUGAAACAAGCUUUUGAACAGAAGCUGACCUUCACCAUUGGAACAUCUUCAACAUCAGGAUACAGUGACACAGUGACAUGGAACGACAUUCAUCACAAGACCAACACGCAUGGAGGACUAAGCAUGCAUGGUUAUCCUGACCCUGGUUAUCUGAAAAGGGUGACAGAGGAGUUGGCUGCCAAGGGCAUCAAGUAGAAAAGCGAGAUGUAAACUCCAACAUAUUGAAAACACUGGUCAAUGAAGUGCUUGUUUUCAAAACCAAUAAAGAUUUUGGAAUUUGUAUGGAACAG
This is a messenger RNA of Branchiostoma floridae (Florida lancelet), 902 nucleotides long. RefSeq names its product E3 ubiquitin-protein ligase DTX3L-like. Bases 1 to 807 code for a protein of 268 amino acids. The transcript is spliced from 4 exons. Lineage: Eukaryota; Metazoa; Chordata; Leptocardii; Amphioxiformes; Branchiostomatidae. The record is from RefSeq and is a predicted model, not a curated record. Gene Ontology annotation, biological process: protein ubiquitination; Notch signaling pathway.